AUGAUGAUGAUGAUGAUGAUGAUACGGUUAAGCUUACAUUUCGAUUGAUACUUAUUUGACUUCUUAGAUUAACUGUAAGAGUUGUACAUAAUUUUGAUAAUUUUAAACCAUCAAGUUUAUUAACACAAUUAAAUAUAAGGAGAUAUAAAAUAGAAUUCAAUUGAAGACUAAGCAUAUUUAAUAAAUUAUACGCUCCAAUUUCAAUGAAUUUGCCCUUAAAUAUACCCAACAACAACAAAAAUGUAUGACAUACACCAUGGGUGUAGGAAAAUACGUGGGUGUUUCUACCGUAAAUAACAACUGAUCAAUAAUGAAUGGAAGAAAGAAUAUAAAGCAUGACUACAACCAGCUGUCAUCCUCGUCUUGGUUACGAAUGUGCCAAAAUAAUGGCUGAUCAUUAUCCAGAGCGCCUUGGUUUAGCAAUCUGUGUUCAUCCAGGACCUGCAUUCAAAGUUGCUUGGCAAGCCAUCAAACCAUUCUUACCACAGACAACAGUAUCAAAAGUUUGCUUUAUUAGAAAAACGUGUAAUUGGUUAAUAACUGAAGUAAAAUUCAAUAGAUCAAGACAGACAACAAACAAAUACCGACCAUUUUGGUUACCUCCAAAAGAUUCCGAUGAUAAACAUGAUCCUAGAGGUGAUCCGAUAUAUGUUCGUGAUUGGCUUGUACUGAAUCAUCCAACUCAACAUUUACCACAUCCAAAUAUUGUUGAUUAUAUGCUUGGAUGUUUAAAUUCACUUAAUUAUGAAAAUGCAUUAUGCUCUAAUCAUCUGGUUGAUAGUAAUUAUGACUUAACAGAAAAGGGAUUUGGUGAUUUUGAAGAACAUGAAAAUGAUGCUGAUGAGGAAGAACUUACUAAAAUGCUUGCUGCAGAAUUACCAAAAGAAUUUAUGAUUCCUGAAAAUGCAGAAAAGUUAACAUAA
Molecule: messenger RNA, 923 nt
Organism: Schistosoma curassoni
Lineage: Eukaryota; Metazoa; Platyhelminthes; Trematoda; Strigeidida; Schistosomatidae
Source: the annotation of a GenBank genome assembly